This is a messenger RNA of Rhinocladiella mackenziei CBS 650.93, 1551 nucleotides long. RefSeq lists its product as uncharacterized. The transcript has a single exon. Gene Ontology annotation, biological process: regulation of transcription by RNA polymerase II. NCBI's taxonomy places the organism in Eukaryota, Fungi, Ascomycota, Eurotiomycetes, Chaetothyriales, Herpotrichiellaceae. Gene Ontology annotation, cellular component: nucleus. The record is from RefSeq and is a predicted model, not a curated record. Bases 1 to 1551 code for a protein of 516 amino acids.
AUGUUGGCCCAGAGUGCGCUGGUAGGAGGGUGGAACGACGCAUACCAUUCAGGAGGAUACUUGAGCGCAUUGCCAAAGAACUUCCAAGACCAAAGGUUUCAUAAGAGAGACUCGUCAGGGUCGUCGGUCACGUCGGUUGGGCCGCCGUCGCCUCUCAACCAGAACACUAUAUACCCACACAUCGUCGCCACAUCUGACUCGAGUUUUCCGCCUUCCUACGACUUUGACUAUACCCAAACUCCCCAUACUGCCAAGUCAGAAUCUGCCAUGAUGUACCCACACACCUUUGGCGCCGUCGAUAUGAGAAGGAUCCAAUCAUCAGGCACCGACGAACGUACGCCAUACACGUUGUCGGCGCCGCAAUCAGUGUCGACGAUGAGUCACAAUUCACCCGCGACACCGCAUACAAGUUGCGAGCCGGAGUUCGAUGACAAGAACAUUUAUGGUGAGAUAGCAAUCAUGAGCGACGACGAAAUGUUCGACUACUCACAAUUCGAUUCAGGAUAUCCUACCGCCGCAUACCAACAGUCGCUCCAAGAUGUCUUUCCAGACCAGCAUUUCCCUACCGGCAUGGCCUAUCCUCAACAGAAUAUGCAAAGAAUGACGGUGGCCUCUCACCGACCAAACAUGAUGGCGGACCGACUUCAGGCGGCCCAACAAGAUCAUUUGCGAACCGAUUCACCGACAUCGAAUCCGCGCGACAAAUCGCCAUUCCAACAAAACUCGCCUUACAAUGUGCCGGCCAAAACACAACGACCACCACCCCCGGCGACUCUUCAGAAACAGCGCACGUCGAUAUCGCCCAAAGAGUUGAUGCUGGAUGAGCAUGACAUCGACGAACAGGCAACACCAUUGUUUGGGGCUGAUCAGUCUCGGUCCAUGUUCGGCAACCGGAGAACGCCAUCGAAUCUUUCCAACUUCUACACUCCCAACAUGGCGGCGAGCGACCCGUCGAUGCAAAUCUCUCAACAGUAUCCAUUCGUCAGCCAGUCAAAUCAACCCACUCCCGACUUCCCGGCGCACAUGCUAUCAAUGGAAUCAACAGCGGAGGAAGGAUCAUCCGAACCUUCUAGUCAGCAAUCGCUUCAAAGGCCUAGAUCUCAAGCGCCAGCUGCGCCACAACAGUCAGGACAACGCCCCGUCGACACAUCAUCUGACUCGGGGACUUACUCAUGCACCUACCACGGUUGCCACUUGCGAUUUGACACGCCGGCCAAACUUCAGAAGCACAAGCGGGAAGGUCACAGGCAGACAUCACCCUCGUCGUCAUCAUCACCGAACCUGGCCUUGCGGAAUUCUCAGGCUGGCCCACAUCGAUGCGAUCGCAUUAAUCCUAGUACGGGCAAGCCUUGCAACUCGAUCUUCUCUCGGCCAUAUGAUUUGACUCGACAUGAGGACACCAUCCACAAUUCCCGAAAACAGAAGGUGCGAUGCCACCUGUGUACGGAAGAGAAAACCUUCUCACGUAACGAUGCGCUGACAAGACAUAUGCGCGUUGUUCAUCCUGAUGUUGAUUGGGUUGGCAAGCAAAAGCGCAAGAGUCAGAAGUGA